CCUAAAUUGAAUCUAAUCUCAAAUGGAGUUUUCCUUAGCUCUUACUUGUCUCAUGGCCAUGGCCUUAGCCUUGGUCCUUCCCUCCCAUGCCCAAAACUCGCCUCAAGACUACCUUAACGCUCACAACACAGCUCGAACGGCUGUCGGUGUUGAACCGAUGACUUGGGACGACACCGUGGCUGCCUAUGCACAGAGCUAUGCUAAUCAGCGCAUUGGUGAUUGUGACCUUGUGCACUCUGGUGGACCUUACGGUGAGAACCUUGCCUGGGGCAGCGGCGACCUAUCCGGCACUGACGCCGUAACAAUGUGGGUUAAUGAGGGUGCCGACUACGAUUACGGCUCCAACAGUUGUGCUUCAGGCAAGGUUUGUGGGCAUUACACUCAAGUAGUUUGGCGCAACUCGGUUCGUCUUGGUUGUGCUAAGGUGACAUGCGACAGUGGUGGAACUUUCAUUACUUGCAACUACGAUCCUGCAGGCAAUGUUAUUGGUGAAAAGCCGUACUAAAAAGUUUAUUUUCAUUAAAAAUCUUCCAAAAUAAAAAUGCUAU
This is a messenger RNA of Hibiscus syriacus, 548 nucleotides long. Its product is annotated as pathogenesis-related protein 1-like. Bases 23 to 505 code for a protein of 160 amino acids. The record is from RefSeq and is a predicted model, not a curated record. Lineage: Eukaryota; Viridiplantae; Streptophyta; Magnoliopsida; Malvales; Malvaceae. Gene Ontology annotation, cellular component: extracellular region. The transcript has a single exon.